Paramecium pentaurelia is the source of this 2703-nucleotide messenger RNA. Lineage: Eukaryota; Ciliophora; Oligohymenophorea; Peniculida; Parameciidae. The record is from the annotation of a GenBank genome assembly.
AUGUUGAUCAGCGAUUUUUUGGUUGCGGCUAAAACAACAAAAUAAACUAAAAAAGACAUUUAACCAACUGAAUAAUAGCCUAAAUAGAAGAGGAAAUUGAAACUUACUAAUACAGUGUUUGAACCUUCUAUUCAUAGUUUAAAGGAAUUUAAAUUUGAUGAUGAAAAUGAUGAACAAUAAUAAAUUGAAUAAAUUGAUAAAUUAAGUAAUGCUAUAUAAUUAUAGCCCAUGCUUAAUAUUAUUAGAUUAAACACUCCAAAAACAACAACUUCACUUAAAAAAUUAAUUGAAUAAUAAGAAGAAGAUUAAUUAACUAGACAUCUCAAAUUUAGAUAAGAAGAUGUUAGUUAUUUAUUUACAUUAUUACUUAAUGAAACUAAAUCUUAAAUGAAAGAAUUGAAAGAUGAUUAUUAAAGUGAGAAUGAAUAUUUACAAUAUUUUUUACCUCCAUUUAUUAAUGAAACACUUGCUUAUGUUAAAAGUACAGCAGAAGAUAUGGCAAAAAAAUAUAAAAAUCCAUCAUUACCAUUACCUUUAAGAUAUUAAUUAAUUAUAGAUAGAAAAAACACUAUUCUAGGCAAAUAUUUAGUUUUAGAAGCUGUUGAAGGAGAUUUUGAUUAAGCUGAUAAAUAUACAUGGAAAAAGACAUGUAUUAGUGAAUACUUUGAAUUUAUAGCUGCAAAGAGUUACAUUGUAUAAAUAUUCAUUAGAAAUGAAAGAGAAUAUGUUAAUUUAUUAGGAAUUAUUUCUAAAUAAGAAUCAAAUAGAGAUAAAAAUUUAAUUUAUUUACCUUGGAAUUCAAGAGUCAUCAAUUCUCUUAAAAUCCCUAAUAUUGUUAUAGAAUAUGACAAUAAAAAAUAAAAUAUUUAUUAAUUGAGAUAAUCAUAUGUACCUUUAACAUAUCCUAAUUUUGAUGAAUUGUAUCCUUAUCAAUUUUUAGUGCAUUUAAAUCCCAUUUUCUCACCUGCCACUUAUCUUAUUGAACUCAAAGCUCUACUCAAUAUUGGUAAAUCCAAAUAUUUAAAUUGUUUAUUAUAUCCAUAAAAUUAUAUUGAACCUCAUCCUUUGAUGAAAUCAUCCUAUGAAUUUGGAAUUCCUCUUUUGUAACUUACAGAGGAAUAUCUCAAAAAUAAUAAAAAAUUCAAUCAAUCCUAAAUGAAUGCCAUUAGACACUCAACCAAUUAUACACAUCCCUUUACUUUGAUUAAUGGACCUCCUGGUACUGGUAAAACAUAUACAUCUAUGGGGAUUAUGAAUAUUGUUAUGCAAAGAAUGAAUUAACUUAAAGAGGAUAGUAUUAUUUUAGCUUGUGGUCAUUCAAAUACUGUUAUAAAUGAUUGGGUUAGAAAAAUCAAUAAGGAAUUUUCAAAUGCAAAAGUAAUGAGAAUAGGAGUUGCUGAAAAAUCAGAUCCUGAUAUUUAUGAUUAUUGUUUAGAAAUUAAAACAUAAAGAUAAUUCUUUAUGAAAUUUACUCCAGAAUAUGAGAAAAAAUCAAUUUGUGAAUUAAUUAAACCUAAUAAAUAAAAGUAUGAUCAAUUGACUCUUAUUCAUAUCAAAUAAAAAAUCUCAUAAUUGAAUGAGAAAAUUUAUGAUUUAAAAGAUUUUUAUGAUGAUUUAGAUCCAUAAUAAUAAUUUUCAGUUGAUACUGAUUUAUAUAGAUUGGAAUCAUAAAAAAAAGACUUGAGAAGAUUCUACUCAACUCUUGUUUAAAUUCUAGGAUAAAAUAAGGAAACCUAUAAAUAAAUGAUGUUAAACAAUCUAUAAGGUAUUUAAAUUGUUGUUUCUACAUUAACUAGUUGUGCAUCUUCUUUACUUGAAUAAUAUAUGGAGGAUAAAUAUGUCUCCUUAUGUAUUAUUGAUGAAGCUCCUAUGUGUUUUGAACCUUCUACACUCAUCCCCCUCUCCAAUCAUAAGAUCUAUAAAUUAGUACUUAUAGGAGAUCAUCGCCAACUUGGCCCAGUCAUUUAUGAUAAUACAAAUGCUUGUGAAUACAAUUAUAAUAGAAGUCUUUAUGAGAGACUUCUAUAAACAACUUAACAAUAUAUUAUGCUCAAUAUCCAGUAUCGAUCAAUGCAAAAUCUUAGUACUGUCACAUCUCAAUUUUUCUAUGAUGGUAAAGUGCAAGAUUCAGAAUCAGUAAGUAAAAUGAUAUUUCCUUAAUAUUUAUCAAACAAAUUGAAUAAUUCCAAUAAUUUUCUAUUUUUCGAUGUUCAUGGUGGUACCCAAUUUAACAGCAAUAAUUCACUCUUCAAUGAAUAUGAAGCUUAUGGAGUCUUCUAUUUAGUUUGUUACUUAUUAUAGGAUUAUAAUAACCAAAAUGAAAAACCAAUUUCAAUUAUUACUCCUUAUCGCGCUUAGGUCAAAUUAAUAAAAAAAUAUCUUUAUAAAUUCAACCCUCAAAUCUUAGAUUAUGUUGAAAUUGAUACCAUAGAUGCCUUUCAAGGAAAGGAAAAUGAUAUCAUGAUCAUAUCACUUGUUCGAAGUGAAGGACUAGGAUUCUUAACAGACUAUAGGAGAGCAAAUGUAGCCACAUCAAGAGCACAAUAUGGAUAAUUUAUAUUUGGAAAUUCUAAGGCUUUGUUAAAUGAGUAAAGAUUAUGGGGUCCAUUACAUUAAUAUUUAUAUUAAAGAAAAUAAAUUAGAAUUUUUGGAGACAAAGAAGCCCAUGAUCCAAAUUAUUUCUAGAAAAUUUUAAGUUAGUGA